AUGAUUACACUUAAGACGGAACAGUCGAUCUCCCGGGAAACCCUGUCCGGCGAUCCAAGCGUGGCAGAUGGACCACCUGCUCCUUUAUCUGAGACCAGCGGGACCAAGCCCAACAUCUCGCCGAUCGGUGCGAACCAGUUCGACGAUUUUGACACGAAGGAGAAGGCCCACAAGCUUUCCUUCUUCGACUGGUGGAUGUUCAAAGUCUUCUUCGGGGCACCCUUUGGCAACACCGUCCUCGUGUAUAUCCAGGACAAUGUGGGCUGGGCCCUUGGUUACGGUCUCCCUGCCCUUGCGCUCGCGGUCGCGAUUGCGAUCUUCCUUGCGGGCACCCCUAUGUACUGGCAUCGGGUGCCUGCAGGCAGCCCAAUCACGAGGAUGGCGCGGGUCAUCGUGGCCGCCACGAGGAAGUGGAGGGUGCAGGUCUUGAGCAAUCCGAACGAGCUCUGUGAGCUCGACCCGCAAGAGUAUGCCAGCAAAAGGAAAUUUAGGAUCAACUCGACACCAACCUUGAGAUAG
Molecule: messenger RNA, 519 nt
Organism: Eucalyptus grandis
Lineage: Eukaryota; Viridiplantae; Streptophyta; Magnoliopsida; Myrtales; Myrtaceae
Product: protein NRT1/ PTR FAMILY 5.3-like
Exons: 2
Coding region: 1-519 (172 amino acids)
Biological process (GO): transmembrane transport
Cellular component (GO): membrane
Molecular function (GO): tripeptide transmembrane transporter activity
Source: RefSeq, a predicted model, not a curated record